AUGUCUACUACUACAUCACAUCCAUUUGAUCAAACACUUGCAUCAGCUUAUGUAAAUCUUGCUGAUGAACGCCUUGGUGCUCAAGCAUUAGCUAAUUCUGAUGAAUUUUUUGCUCCAGCAUCUCGUAUGCUUAAUUCAGCAUCAGCUGUUUUUCAUGCUGGACGAUAUGAUGAUCAUGGUCAAUAUAUGGAAGGAUGGGAGACUCGUCGAAAACGUGUUGCUGGUUAUGAUUGGUGUAUUGUACAAUUAGGUUUACCAGGACAAAUUGUAGGUGUUGACAUUGAUACAAGUCAUUUCACCGGAAAUUAUCCAGUAGCUGCCUCACUUGAUGCGUGUUGCAUUAAUAAAGAAGAAAAACCAGAUAAUUGGCAAGAAAUUUUACAUGCAGUUACAUUAGGUCCAAAUGCUCAUCAUUUUCAUGCAAUAACUGCUCAUGGUCAUUGGACUCAUGUUCGCUUGAAUAUUUAUCCAGAUGGUGGUAUUGCUCGACUUCGUGUUUAUGGUAUUGUUCAACCAUCCGAAGAUAAAUUUACAGAAGAAGUUGAUUUAUUAGCUCUUGAAAAUGGAGGUCGUGCUAUAGCAGCAAGUGAUGAACAUUAUGGUAAUCCUUGGGCACUAUUACGUCCUGGUCGAGGUAUUAACAUGGGUGAUGGAUGGGAAACUCGCCGACGACGUGUGCCUGGUAAUGAAUGGUGUGUACUUGCCUUAGGUAAACGUGGAAGAAUAUCUCGUAUUAUUCUCGAUACGGCUCAUUAUAAAGGCAAUUAUCCUGAUCGAUGUUUAAUUCAAGCAGCUGAUGCUACCCUGGAUAAUAGUAAAUCAUUAGUUAAUCAAUCAUUAUUUUGGGAAACAUUAUUACCUGAACAGAAAUUAAAAAUGGAUGCUAUUCAUACAUUUGAUAAAGAUCAAAUAAAUGAUCUUGGUCCAAUAACUCAUGUACGAGUUAAUAUUAUUCCUGAUGGUGGCCUUUCUCGAGUACGUCUUUUUGGUCGAGUUGAAUAA
Molecule: messenger RNA, 1002 nt
Organism: Rotaria sp. Silwood2
Lineage: Eukaryota; Metazoa; Rotifera; Eurotatoria; Philodinida; Philodinidae
Source: the annotation of a GenBank genome assembly